Molecule: messenger RNA, 1356 nt
Organism: Eruca vesicaria subsp. sativa (arugula)
Lineage: Eukaryota; Viridiplantae; Streptophyta; Magnoliopsida; Brassicales; Brassicaceae
Source: the annotation of a GenBank genome assembly
GUUCAGUUUAUCGUAUGAUUUUCUUUCUUUAUCGCUGAUUCUUUCUAAUGGGCAAUUGCUUUGGCUCAUCUGCAAAAGUGGUCAGAAGAGAAAGUCCUUAUCGUGGAUCCUCAAGAAUCUAUGCCAAACCGAGUCAAUCGUCUCGCCUCGCAAGCAUAAUCAUACCACCAUCAUCUUACAACGAUGACAAGAGUUCCACCUCUCUUUCCACACCGAGAAGUGAAGGAAUGCUGUUAGCAUCUCCCACGUUAAAGGCCUUUACGUUCGAAGAUCUAAAGAUAGCCACUAGGAACUUCAGACCCGAUAGUGUUAUCGGUGAAGGUGGUUUUGGUUAUGUCUACAAAGGAUGGAUUAACGAGCGGACGUUAACGCCUUCAAAACCAGGAUCAGGCAUCGUUGUUGCUGUCAAAAAGCUUAAAGACGAUACGCCUCAAGGCCACAAGGAGUGGUUGGCGGAGGUUGACUAUCUGGGGAGGCUUCACCAUAUGAAUCUUGUGAAAUUAAUUGGAUAUUGCUUGAAGGGUGAUUACAUAAGGCUUUUGGUAUACGAGUACAUGCCCAAGGGAAGCUUAGAAAGUCAUCUCUUUAGACGUGGGGCAGAUCCGAUUCCGUGGAGAACAAGGAUGAAAGUGGCAAUUAGUGCGGCGAGAGGGCUUGCUUUCCUUCACGACGCAGAAGUCAUAUAUCGAGACUUCAAGGCCUCCAACAUCUUACUAGAUUCGGAUUUCAAUGCAAAGCUUUCUGAUUUUGGUUUGGCGAGAGAAGGACCAAAAGGAGACAGAACACACGUAUCAACACAAGUGAUGGGAACUCAUGGGUAUGCAGCACCUGAAUACGUAGCCACAGGUCGAAUAACUGCGAAGAGCGACGUCUACAGCUUCGGCGUGGUCUUGCUCGAGUUACUUUCGGGACGCCCAACUCUAGACCAAACAAAAGUCGGAGUGGAAAGAAAUCUGGUGGAUUGGGCGAUACCUUACUUAAGGGAUAGAAGGAAAGUGUUUAGGAUAAUGGACACAAAACUUGAAGGACAGUAUCCUCACAAAGAGGCUUGUUUGGCUGCUAAUAUAGCGUUGCAAUGUCUCAAUCAUGAGGCUAAGUUGAGGCCAAAUAUGUCUGAUGUAUUAUCUACACUUGAAGAGUUUCAGAUGACGAGCUCUACUUCAAAGACGGUCAUGAAACUGACAUCUUCUUCCUCUCUGCUGGCGGAGAAACGGAGAGUUAAAGCUCCGGGUGCUUCUCCGGUGGAGACUCGUCGGAGAGGUCCACGUGACAGGUGAAGCAGCAGCCGAAUAUAGUUUAGGUCUUUAUAAUGAGUGCAUGUAUUUUUGUUUUCGGAAAGGGUGUGUCUUUAACAUC